GUUGACGGGGACAGACUGUUGCUCUUUGUGCUCGCUCUCUCUUCCCAUCUCCGGAGCCUGUGGGACUUACUUCAUCUCGUGCACACUCUGCGCUGAUGGGAUUUCUGUGAUUUCACUUGGAUUUAUGCUACAACGGAUGCGAAACACUGGAGAACGAGUGCAAUUGGUGAUAGAUUCCCAUACGAGUAUAUAGAUAUAAUAUUGUGUUGAUUCUGAAAGGAUGUAUACACCUGAUUGGAAGUGCGGUGACCCCUCGCCCAAGCCUGUUUAGUGUGUGGGUGAAACCCAAUUGUUGAAUUUAUAUUUACAGCGUAAAGCUUGCAAGUGAUUCAUUCCUGAAUGUAUAACUAACAGUGCUGAGAGAAGAGAAAAAUACGAAGUGCCAAAUCUGUAUCGUGAGUGCAGUGAAUCGGAUUGUGACCAUUUAAUUGUUGUAGACGUAACGCAGUGGCUAAGAACAGACUCGAGGUAAGAGGUAUGUGUAGGUGUCGAGGGCCUCUUGAAUCCCCCAAGCUGCGAGGGCGCCUCAGUCUAAAUCUUGCUCCUCUCGAGGGCGUUUGAGGACGACCUACUCAAGAGGCAACACCCAUCUCGCCCACCGCGAUAAAGAAAAUAAAUUAAUAAUUAAUAACGAAGUGAUGCCACACAGUGUGAAACAUAAUAUUGAUUCAAUGUGGCACUCCUGAGUUUUGUUGUUGACUUGGAAAAGUAUGAAAACGUUGAUCGAAAACGCAGUGCUCUCGUCGUCCGUGUGUUACUGUGUGUGGUUGGGCUAGCCGUUGACGCUGUCUAGUGUUGGUCACAAGCCUAGUGUGAAAUAAUGGGGCGCGAUUUGUGAAGCCCGAAGUAUAGUUAAAUCUGUUCCUCCCGCGGCUAGUAUGAGUGACUGUGUGUUGCCAGCUGUCAGUAUCAUUCCAAGAUGCAGGUGGUGAAGAUUUUGCUCCUAGGGACAUUUUGCCUGCUUACCUACGGCGGCGAGAACCAGCUCGCCAGCGGACAACAGCGCCAGCACUUCCGCAACCAGCCCGAGGACCAGCACGUGGUCGAGGGCGCCGUGGCCGUCAUCAAGUGCGAAGUCGGGAACCAGAAGGGCCGCGUCCAGUGGGCCAAGGAUGGCUUCGUCCUCGGGUUCAACCGCACGAUCCCGGGCUACCCUCGAUACGAGAUGGUCGGCGACGGCCUCAACGGCGAGCACCACCUCAAGAUCCACAACACGACCCUGCACGACGACGCCGACUACCAGUGCCAAGUAGGCCCUGCGGACGGGCACGACCCCCUGCGGGCCACCGGUCACCUCACUGUCCUCUUGGCUCCGACGAGCAUCGAACUCCUGGGACGAGGCCGCGAGGAGGUCAUAGAGGUCAACGAAGGCGAAGAAAUCACCCUCGAGUGUCAGGUGGAGGACGCCAAGCCCGUCGCGAUGGUCCGCUGGUACAAGAACAACGAGGAGAUACACUUAGACUCCCGCAUGGACGUCGAGAAGGAAUCUUCGCAACGGCGGCGCCACACGCUCGUCUCCAAGGUGACGCUCCGCCUGACGCCCGCCGACGACGGCUCCCACUACGCGUGCCACGCCGAGCACCCGGCGCUGAGCCAGCCCAUCGCUGCCUCCGUCAAGAUCUCAGUCCUGUACCCCCCGGGGCCGCCCAUGAUCACCGGCUACACGGCAGGAGAGACCAUCCGCGCGGGCGAGGAGCGGACCCUGUCGUGCCGCUCGCGGGGCGGGAACCCCCUCGGCCGAGUCGUCUGGUACCGCAACAACGAGAUCAUCGACACGACCGACCGGCCGAUCGGGGCCGAGAGCGUCAACGAAUACAAAUUCAUCGUGGAUUCAGCGGAUAAUGGAGCCAUUUUCACGUGCGAAGUGAGAAACAAACUGACGGAGAAGCCCCUUGCUGCUUCUGUCCAGCUGGACGUGCAGUUUCCUCCCGACAAGGUGGUGGUGUCGGGGCCGACGCAGUCCCGUGUGGGCGAGAACGUCACGCUGACGUGCGUCGUGGAGAACUCGAACCCGGCCGCGGAGGUGUCGUGGGUGGUGGACGGGCAGCCGCGCCCCGAGGCCACGACGCGGCGCGAGCGGGCGGGCCCGGGCGGCUGGCAUACGGUCAGCCGCCUCGAACUGGGCGUGCCAUCCGUCGACAGGGACAUGAUGUUCACCUGUCACGCUACCAACCAGGCGCUCGGAGAGACCAAGGUCGACACGUACAUGCUCUCGGUCUUGCGUCCGCCUCUGCCGCCGGUGUUGCACGGCUACAGCGAAGGCGCGGGCAUCCGCGUGGGCAGCCAGCAGCGGAUAACCUGCGUCUCGAGGGGCGGCAACCCCCCAGCGCACCUGCAGUGGUACCGAGACGGCCAGAAGAUUCCUUCAAGGAAGCACAGCAUCGAUGACGUCAGCUCGGCCGAAAUCGAGAUCGUGGCGGAGCCGCAGGACAACGGGGCGCAGUACCGCUGCGAGGCGCACAACAGCGCCGCUUCGUCGCCCGUCAGCGUCUCCACGACACUCGUCGUCUUCUUCCCGCCGGAGACCGUCAAGAUCAGCCAGAGUCCGCGGCGCCUGAGUGCGGGCAGCCAGGCCAUCCUCACCUGCGAGUCAGGGCCCUCCAACCCGGCCGCUACCAUCACCUGGUUUAGGGGCGACUACAGGAUGGCAGGCCGCCUGCAGGAGACCUCUUCCAGCCUUAAUGGAGGCACACGAGUGACGAACGUGUUAGCGCUCAACCUGACAGCGGCCGACGAUGGUCUCACCUACUCGUGCCAAGCGAAGAACACUGCCUUGCAGAAAGAUGUCACACAGUCUGUCACUCUCCAUGUCAACUACGCGCCGACGUUCCUGGCGGAGCCGCCCGACGUGGUGGACGUGGUGGUUGGCGAGUCUGAGGAGCUGAACCUGACGGCGCGGGCCAACCCUGGCCCCGUCAUCUACACCUGGACGCGCCACGGCCUCCCGCUGCCCGACCCGGUCAUCGACGACUCGUGGCGCGACACCUACGCCCAGCAUCCCGACAUUGGCGGCGCGGGCGGCUCGCGCGUGUCCGCCGUCGGGCCGCUGCUCUACAUCCGGGGGGUCACCGUCGACGACGCCGGCGACUACGAACUGGAGGCGACCAAUCAGGAGGGGGCGACCGUCGCCAAGGUUUACCUCAAUGUUCAGUAUCCUCCCACCAUCAAGUACACGUCGGAGAUGGUGACCGUCUCCGAGGGCCAGGACGCCCACCUCGAGUGCGCCGCCGACGGCAACCCGCUGACGGAGGCCAUGAUGGCUUGGCGCCGCGACGAAUACGACUUCACCAAGACGGAGCAGAUAUUCGGAGGGAAGAAGGCGACGCUGACAGUGCUGCGAGCUAACCGAAACGACACGGGCGUGUUCACCUGCGAAGUGAACAACAGCAUCGGCAGAGUGGCCACCGCCAACAUCACACUCGUGGUGAAAACGAAGCCAAUAGUGGAACGCUCUCAGCUGCUGGACCGCGCGGCCGCCGAGAAGGGCAAGAGGGGCGAGCUGCGGUGUCUGGCCGAGGGCGCCCCCGACGUCAGCUUUUCGUGGAAGAGGGACGGCCUCCUGCUCUCCAACGGCGCCAGGCCCGAUAAGUACGAGAACGAGACCGUCAGGACGGGACUGGUGUCCUGGGCGUCCACCUUCUACAUCAGGAACGUGCACGAGGACGACUACGGCCGCUACGAGUGCAUCGCGGAGAACGAGCUCGGGGCGUCCACCUUCACCGUGCGAUUCAUCAAGCCCACGGGCCCCGACCCCCCGCUGUCUCUCAAGGUGGUCAACACGACCCACGACACCGUGACCCUGGCUUGGAAACCUGGCUUCGACGGCGGCAAGACCCAGUACUUCCGCCUCCGAUUCCGCACCAAGGACAGCACCUCGUACCAGUACCUCGACGUGUACGAGGCCGGGGUGGACGUCUACACGGUGAUGCACCUCAGCCUCAACACCGAGUACUAUUUCUCGAUCAUGAGUUACAACGACAAGGGCGACAGCGAAUACCGCGGCGAGUUCGUGCGGGCGACCACGCGCAGCGAGGCCCCUCCUACGCCUGUGCCCUCGUCCAACGUGGGCAAGGAGGCCUCAACCAAGCUACCUGGCCUCUGGGUCGUCAUCAUAGUACUCGUUGCCACUGCAUUGCUUGCUCUCAACGUUUCUGCCAUUGUCUGUAUAGUUAGGCGAAGGAGGAACAAGCGGGCUUCACCCCCCACCAAGAAGACUCCGCCGCCGUCUGUGUCGUCGACCAUGGCCAAACCCAUGCCACUCUCUGUCACGCAGGAAGGCAGCGACCAGGCGAGCAGCAAGAGCACGACCAACACCAUGUACGCCCCCUCUUCGUACAACGACACCGUGGUGGGCGAGACGCUGUCGUCCAUCUCCGAGAAGAGCCGCGAGUCCUAUACGCAGGAGGACUCCGUCGUUGACUAUGAGGAUGGUCCUCAGUACUUUCCCUCAGGGCACGCCCCGUCAGCUCACUUACUUCCGGCACAUAUUCUCCCCGGUCGCCUUGUACCGGGCCAGGUCUUUUUGUACGACCAGUAUGACCUCCUGUACGACUGCGAGCAGACUCACAAGCACGCUGCCUCCACGUACCUCAUCGACCAGAUUGAGCCUCCGCCGGAGUACGCGAGCCAGACGCCCUCGCAGCCUUCCAGCGCCGCCUAUGACCCGCACGAGGACGACUACGCUGAGGUUCUUCGCAGGAACGCUUAUAAUCAUCAGCUGGGUAAAGUUACCCCCCGCCCCCCCUCCCGCGCCACCCACUACAGCACCUCCCCGGAAAACCGCGGUUACCUCAGCUUUUCCUACACGCCCUCCCCCACGGGCGUCCCCAACGGCGCCGCCCAAUACCACGCGGGGGGUCCUUCAGUCACGUUGGGCCUCCACGAUCACGCCCACGGCUACCCUGCUGACAUGGGCAACCUGAGCAUGGAGGGCGUGGACCACGCUCACGCUCUGCAGUCGUUGGGCCUCGACUCCGACCCCCCGCCAUCCCUGGGGCUCGAGCAGCACUCCAUUCCUUCCGAACACCCCAGCCUUACGCUCGACCCCCACUCCAUUACUAUAGACCAUCCCGUCAUCGCCGUGACAGACUUCUCCAACAGAAACGGAGACUUGAGAGUCCAGCCGACCAGCCUCUCCACCUUCAACCCUAAUCCCUCGCCCUCGACCUUCAGUGAAUCAGACCUUGAAGGCCACUUGGUAUGACUGUAAGCACGCCCGCUGUCAACAGUAAGGCGGGUACCUGCUUACCUUCUCAAGAGUCCCCUGGGUGCGCCGGCUCUGCGAACGACCAUGACCCGUUUUCUGUGGAUCCAGAAGAGGGGAAACUGGAGCACUAAAAUCACAUUUGCAAAGCCCAAAAAGGAAAUGCACCCAAGACGUCAGGGAAACUUAUAUAUUCGCUGAUUUGCUUGAAUAACCAAAGAAUAAUGACUUAAUGCAUUUCAGUAACGCAUGUAGGUACUUUAUGAGGUUAUAAGAGUAUAAUGGCUUUAAAAUGCAUUUUGCAUAAUACAUGCAUGAAUUUUGUCAUGAUCAUGAAUGUGAUCUUGUAUGUUGUUUAUUUACCCAGUGUGAUUGGGUGCAGAGUUGAUCUAAGUAUGUAAUUUCCGACAGCAUGAAAAGGACAUUUAUUAUGAUCAAAAAUCAUAAUCUGUGCAAACAGCAAGGAUUUCCUGUUGUCGCGCCUGUCAGGUUGGACUGUCUUUCCACAACUUGAAGUCUGGAGUAUAAAUUAGCUAUGAAAAACACCGAUAUAUUUUGAAAGACAAAAGAAACUGUGAUGCAUUUCUUUAUUUCUACUUUAUGUGCGAAAUACCAGUGACGAAAUUGACAUAGGAUGUUUAACAAGCUGCGUGUCUCAGUGUUUGUGUGAUUGUUCAGAGUCUGGCACCAAAACAGAAUUAAUCGAGGAACUAAGCAAUGUUUGUAAUCAAUGUUUUCCAUAUACAUGGGCCUGUAUACAAUGCCUAACACAUGUAUAUUCAAUAUCGCCUAUGUUACAACCCCCGCCGUACAGUGUAAAAGACUGCUCCAGAGGACCAGUUCCUUGUCGAGAAAAUAGAGUAAAGAAAAAGAGUGAAAUCAUUCCUGAGAAAGUCAUUUUCUCUUGUUGGCCUAAAAGGAUUAAAUGGUGAGACUCCCUGACUGCGGCCCACCUGGGUGCCGCCACGGAAUGACAAUGUCUGCUUUGGUGAAGUUGGACGGAAUCCCGCCGAUUAGUCUGCCACGUCGUUGUCGACGUCGCCCGAGAAUAUUCUCAGGAGUAAUCGGCGAGCGAGAGGGAAGAGCUGACCAGGAACCGAGGCUAAUCUUCGUGCGAGGACGGAACCUUGAAGAAGGAAAGAAUCACAUCAAAGUACAUUUAUCGGUGCGUCAGUUACAGAGCCGAAAACGAUUGAUUGUUACAAAACUGUGUAUUUGCAUACACUGCUAAGAAACACACGUACGCAUACGGACUUUAACAACAUUGAAACAGUAACCAGUGAGGUUUUGUCUUGCAACAAUAUAAUUAUGGGAAUGCCAAAAACCUCACGAUUCCCUUGGUAAAAUUGGAAAAGUCUGCGGAGUCAAGAAGCCUCAUUUCCUUAUAUUGUGCCAUCUGGCACCUACAGCAAGUAGGGUUACAGUGACCAUAUAUACGCUCAUUUGAGCUCUGUAUGCGUUACAUAACUGGGGCUUCCGUUUCUCUGUUGGUGUGACAAUAGCUUUCUGUUCAGACCAACCGUGGAACCAUUGAUCGCAUGGGAUGAGAGAGCUAUCCGUGUUUGAAAUCAAGUUCUAUACACAACUGUAAGAAUAAAAAAAAUAAAAUCAGAACUGGAAAUAGCCUGGAAUAACACGAAAGCAUCGGUCUCAGGGGAAGAAAACAUCGGCAUUUCGUCGGCACAAGAACCUCGUGAUCAACAGAUAGAAAUACGAGGCUUAACCCAUGUUCGCCUUGAGAAGUUCCGGAUCUCCUGUCUGCUCUCUGGAACUGACACACAGAUUUGUGCAUUUAGUCUUUUUCUUCCUUCCUUCCUUCUUCCCUCCCUUUUUCUAUCAAAUGUACGGCGCCAACUGGGGUAUCAUCUUGUUUAGCUCCUGUUACCAACAUAUAUGUAACAACACUGAAGACACUUCCUGUGUUAUGUUAUAUUGAAAAAAAAAUGUGUAGAUAUGUACUUACAAGACAGAGUUUAUUGAAUAUAAUAAUUUAUGUUGUAAAGAGGAAAGCAAAGAUGAAAACUGUCACCCCCAUAAAAUUUGGAAUUUGUAUA
Penaeus chinensis is the source of this 7257-nucleotide messenger RNA. RefSeq names its product nephrin-like. Gene Ontology annotation, biological process: cell-cell adhesion. Gene Ontology annotation, molecular function: cell adhesion molecule binding. Gene Ontology annotation, cellular component: cell-cell junction. Lineage: Eukaryota; Metazoa; Arthropoda; Malacostraca; Decapoda; Penaeidae. The record is from RefSeq and is a predicted model, not a curated record.